Messenger RNA from Oenanthe melanoleuca, 3743 nucleotides. RefSeq names its product Fas binding factor 1 (gene FBF1). NCBI's taxonomy places the organism in Eukaryota, Metazoa, Chordata, Aves, Passeriformes, Muscicapidae. Gene Ontology annotation, cellular component: ciliary basal body; ciliary transition fiber; centriole. The record is from RefSeq and is a predicted model, not a curated record. Gene Ontology annotation, biological process: cilium assembly; establishment of epithelial cell polarity.
AUGCGCGGGACCCGCUCGGAUCAGGCGCUAGCCAGGGCAGCCCCGUCGCUGUGGCGCUGCGCGGGGCAGCCCCGUUGCUAUGGCAGAGGGGGGCCUUCUUUGAUAGCGGUGCGAGGGCAGCCCCGUCGCUAUGGUAACGGCGGGUUUCCAAUCAGGCGCUACGCGGGGCAGCCCCGUUGCUAUAGCAGCGGGGGCCUUCCUGAGGUCGCAGUAUGGCGGCGCCCAUGGCCGGCGCGGUGCCGGGUGAGGGUGGCGGGGCAGCCCCGGGAUCCCCGGCGGGAGCGGCGGGAGCGCGAGCGGAGCGCCGAGCACCGGGCACCGGGAAUGGCGGGAAUGGCGGACGGGCCGGGGCGCGCCGGGGCUGCCAGGGCCCGCAGCAGGUUACCAGAUCCCAUCGAGGACGUGCUCGGGGACCUCCUGGGGUUCGAUGAGCCGCCCCCCGCUCCCCGUUCCCGCGGCUCCCGCGCCCCCUUCCCGCAGGUGAGCCCCAGGGGGGGCCUGGAUGGAGAUUCCGGAGGGAAAUUCCCGACGGAGAGCGAGGAGGGGGCGCAGGAGCACCUGGAGCACCUGGAUGGGCUGGAGGAGCUGGAGGAGCUGGAUGAGCUGGAUGCAGAAAUCCUGGGAAUGGCCAGAGCCAGGAAAGGCACCGGGAAGGGAAUGGGGAAAGAUCCCAAGUUCCCUCUGGAAAAGCCGUUCCUGCAGGAGGAGCCGGGAUGUCCCAGUGCUGCCCCGCCACGUCCCGAUGUCACCUUUGGGGACGAUGUCGAUGCCCUGGUGGAUUCCCUGGGACUUGGGAGCGGCAGCGACGGAGCCGGGAAUGCACCGGGAGCAGCGGGACAGGGCCAGGGGCUGCGGCCGGACCUGGGGACCCGCGCUGGGAUCCCGGGAACGGCGGCGGGAAAGGCGGAGCUGCGGCCGGAGCUCGGGGAGCGGGAGCGGCCGGGGCCCGUGGGGAGCCGGGACCAGCCGGAUUUUGCCUUCGGAUCCUAUGAGCCCUCGGUGGCCUCAGGGAGCGAGAGGAGGCGGGGACGGAGGUUUCCAGGUGGGAGCAGCUCCCGCCGUCCCUCCGGGGCUGCCUGGCUGGGGCUGAAGGACGAGGAUUUCCUGGGACUGGGAUCCAAGGACGAGGAUUUCCCGGGAUUGGGAUCCAAGGACGAGGAUUUCCUGGGACUGGGAUCCAAGGACGAGGAUUUCCCGGGACUGGGAUCCAAGGAUGAGGAUUUCCCGGGAUUGGGAUCCAAGGAUGAGGAUUUCCCGGGACUUGUAUCCAAGAAUGAGGAUUUCCCAGGAUUGGGAUCCAAGGACGAGCCUCACCUGGGCCCAGCGGUGCAGGAGGUGCCAGGCCCAGCCCUGCCCACCCAGGGUCCUGCUCCAGCCCAGCCCCACCUGCGGCGCCCCCGGGCUCUCCCGCCCUGGCUCUGCCCCGAGCCCCCAGCAGCUGCCCCAGCCCGGAAUCGCCAGCAGGACCCGGGAAUUCUGCCAUCCCAGCAGGAUUUGGGAAUUCUGCCAUCCCAGCACCAGCAGAACUCGGGAAUUCUGCCAUCCCAGCAGGAUUUGGGAAUUCUGCCAUCCCAGCACCAGCAGGACCCGGGAAUUCUGCCAUCCCAGCAGGACUUGGGAAUUCUGCCAUCCCAGCACCAGCAGAACUCGGGAAUUCUGCCAUCCCAGCAGGAUUUGGGAAUUCUGCCAUCCCAGCAGGAUUUGGGAAUUCUGCCAUCCCAGCACCAGCAGGAUCCAGGAAUUCUGCCAUCCCAGCAGAACUCGGGAAUUCUGCCAUCCCACCAGCAGGACUCAGGAAUUUUCCCCUCCCAGUCCCAGCAGGAUCCAGGAAUUCUCCCAGGAAUUCUCCCAUCCCAAUCCCAGCAGAAUCUGGGAAUUCUGCCAUCCCAGGCCCAAAAGGAUCCAGGAAUUCUCCCAGGAAUUCUCCCAUCCCAAUCCCAGCAGAAUCCGGGAAUUUUCCAAUCCCAGCCCCAGCAGGAUCCAGGAAUUCUCCCCUCCCAGCCCCAAAAGGAUCCAGGAAUUCUCCCCUCCCAGCCCCAUUCCCAGACUCUCCAGUCCCAUCCUGGCUCUGGGAUCUCCCUGUGCAGCCUCCAGGCCCGGCUGGAGGAGCUGGAAAACCAGGUGCGGACGCUGGAGCGGGAGCGGGAGCAGCAGGGGCGGCUGCUGGAGGAUCUCCUGCACAACUCCCACAGGAGCCAGGGAAAGGUGGAGGAGCAGCAGGAGAAGGAGAAAAUCCCAUCCUGGAGCCAGGACACGGCAGGGGAUCAUCCUGGAUCCCGGGAUCACCCCAAACCCCAGGAUCAGCCUGGAUCCCAGGCAGCGCUGCAGCAGCGCCUCUGCCGGCAGCAGCGGGAGCAGCAGCGGCUGCAGGAGGCCGUGGCCAGCCUGGAGAGCAGCCUGGGGCAGCGGGAGCAGCUCCUGGAGCAGGAGCGCCGCCGUGCCGCCGCCGAGCGCUGCCGGGCGGAUUCGCUGCGGGAGGCGCUGGAGGAGCAGCGCCGGCUCUCGGCCCAGCUGCUGGCCAUGGAGCGGGCGGCGCUGGCCGAGGCCAAGGGCUCGUGGCUGGACGAGCAGCAGGCGGAGCUGCGGGAGCGCUCCGGGGAGCGGCGGCGGCUGGCGGCGGCCUGGGCGGAGCUGCGCACCCGGGAGCGGCUCAGCCGGGAGCGGCACGAGCAGGACCGGGAGCGAGCCCUGGCCGCGGACGAGGCGCUCAGGAGCCUGGCCAAGGAGCAGGCAGAGCUGAAGUUCCGGAGCCGGGAGCUGAGAUCGAAGGAGGAGCAGCUGGAGAGGGACAGGGAGGAGCUGGAGGAGGCCUGGAGGGAGCUGAGGCUGCACAGGGAGAAGGUUCUGCGGGCCCAGCAGCGCCUGCGGGAGCGGGAGGGGCAGGUCCAGGCCCUGGCCCAGCAGGGCCAGCUGGCUCUGCAGGAGGCUCGGGGGGCUCAGGCCCAGCAGCAGCAGCGGCUGCAGGAGCUGCAGGAGCAGCAGGAGCGGCUGGGCCAGCAGGAGCAGCGCCUGCAGCAGGACCGGCUGGGCCUGGCCCGGCAGCAGGAGCAGCUGCAGCAGCUGCGGGACGAGCUGAGCCCCGUCACCAUCACCGGGCUGGCCCCCCCGGUGCCCCCCCUGCUCCUGCCCCCCCUGGGGAGGGUCCUGGGGGGCAGCGGGGACCCCCCGGGCUCGGCCGCGCUCUACGGACACGUCCUGCUGCUGAAACAGCGCGCCAGGAGGGACCACGAUUUCCUGGAGAACGAGCGACUUUUCCUGGAAUCCCUGAAAAAAGGGCCCUGAGCCCCCCCUGCAGCCCCGGGGACGGAUUCACACAGAAAUGUAUUUUUGUACAAAUAAAUUCUCUGCUGAGAGACCCCCCUGCCGUUCCCGGGGGUGGCAAUGUGGGGUCUGACCCCGGGACACCCCAAAAAAUCCCAGCCCUGCCCUGGGGUGACCCCACAGCUGCUCCUUUUGGGAUCUUUCCCCAAAUCCGGGCUGGCCUUGCCCCACUCCCCACCCCCAGCGAGAGCCCCGGGCGAGAUUCCGAGGGGAUUUUGGGGAGAAAUUCCUGGGGCGGGUUUCCCAGAGCGGCUGCGGCUGUCCCGCCCCGGGCUGGAAACUCUGGAAUUGCGGGUCCUGUUCCUGGGGCUGGGAACGGGUGAAAUCCCUGGAAUUCCUGGAAUUCCGGGUCCUUUUUCUGGGGCUGGGAACGGGUGAAAUCCCCAGAAUAGCGGGUGCUUUUCCUUGGAACAGGUCUGGAA